Messenger RNA from Mytilus trossulus (common blue mussel), 402 nucleotides. RefSeq lists its product as uncharacterized. The record is from RefSeq and is a predicted model, not a curated record. The coding region runs from base 1 to 402 and encodes 133 amino acids. The transcript has a single exon. NCBI's taxonomy places the organism in Eukaryota, Metazoa, Mollusca, Bivalvia, Mytilida, Mytilidae.
AUGGAGAUAUCUGACCAAAUACGGAGAGGUUUCAUAGAAAAGAUAAGCGAUAAGACUCUUACUGAAAAUCUCAUUCAUUAUAUACCACAUCACGCUGUUAAGAAGGAUUCCACGACCACACCUAUACGAAUAGAAUAUAACUGUAGUUGUAAAGCAAAUUCUUACAGCGAUAGUCCAAACAAUUGUUUAGCAGAAUACCCUCCUAUGAUGAACGACCUUACUACAAUUUUGACACGCUUUAUAAUGGAGAAAUAUGCAGUGACAGCUGAUAUAGAGAAAAGAUUUUUAAACAAAGAAUUAGACGUUAAUGACAGAGAUGUAAUGAUAUUCUUUUGGUUACAGAACCCCAACAAUCCGAACAGUCCAUUGAUAACUUACAGGUUCAAAAUAAACUCAUCAUAG